Molecule: messenger RNA, 2180 nt
Organism: Pocillopora damicornis (cauliflower coral)
Lineage: Eukaryota; Metazoa; Cnidaria; Anthozoa; Scleractinia; Pocilloporidae
Product: melatonin receptor type 1C
Biological process (GO): G protein-coupled receptor signaling pathway
Cellular component (GO): membrane
Molecular function (GO): G protein-coupled receptor activity
Source: RefSeq, a predicted model, not a curated record
UGCCUUGGCGAAAUUUUCUGGUUUUCGUAUCAAGUUCGGAAAGCCACAAUGGUCGGAUCGAGGAAGUAUCAUUAUGGAGUCAAUAUGUCGGUCAUAGAGUGUGCGAGUUUCUUUUUUUUGUUUUGUUUUGUUUCCUUGUAGGACAGAAUAAUCAUUCCAUAAUUUUUCCUUUACAAUUUUCUACCGAAAUUCUUUUAUUCCCACCCUUACAGAGCAUAGGAGACUGGAUGAAUGCCUAAUGAUUCUUCAAGGCCUCUUUAUUCUAUGCUAAUCUUGAAUAUUUUGAAGAGUUAAGUUUGUUUGCUGAAGCAUUCUUGUCUCACUGAGUUACUAAGCUUUAGCGAUGAGUCACGUUCGACGUAAACAGAGCGGAGAGGUCAAGGCAAACCAGCUGAAUUCUUACCGGAACAAUUAGAAAGAUUGGGACAGAUGCGAAGAGAUUUAAUUUUUUAUUUUAAGUGCUUGAGAGAAUAUCGUAAACGAUGUAUAAACAAAGUAAUCAAUAUUUCUUAAUCUAAGUGGCAAAAGAGCCAAAUGCAAAAACAGUCAGAGAAUUCAUCAACAUUCCUUGCUUAAGCUGUAAGAACACAACAGAUUUGUCUGUGUAUGUUGUUAAGAUUUUACCGUUUUGAGUGAGUGCGCUUUCAAAUAAAAUGAAAGCGAAUCUCUCUUCUGUGUGGGUGUGUUUUAACUCGGCCGGAAAACCGAACUCUGUAAAGGAAGCAACUGAUUUAAAAGGUGAGCGUUCAUAUAUGUUUUCUUUCCGCACUCCAUGUACAGUAUAAACAAACUAGUGUUACGAUCCAAACACAAAUUGAAUUUGCAGGUUCGAGCAUUGAUUGGCUAAAAACGUUUACCUUUGGGUUAGAAAAAGACAGUCUUUAACCCUGCUUAUAGAAUGCUAAGCGGCGAAGGUUAAUGCCUCAUUAGGAUCAGAAAAACUUUUAUUCGAAAGAUGAAGUGAUGAAUUUAACUGACAGAAAUGGCUGAAGAUUUCACCUCGAACCGCAGUAUUGGAAUAAUCAUUGUGGAAGUUUUGGUUUGUGCUCUGAUUGAUGGGUUGUCUCUCUUCGGAAACGUGUUAGUAUCUUUGGCUGUGAUUCGGAGCCCAAAGCUGCGCACUUCAACAAACAUGUUCAUACUCGCGUUAGCCAUCGCUGACAUUCUUAUGGCAUCAAUCUGCAUCCCUAUAACUUGCGGGAUACUUGUAUCAGAAGCCUGGAUCAACACAAGUGUCCUCUGUGAUAUUCAGGGAUUUUCUAUCCUCACUCUGGCUUUCAUGUCAAUAGGCACUUUGGCGCUAACGGCUAUUAACCGCUUUUUUCGAGUUGUGAAACCUGUCAUCUACAGACGCUUCUUCACAAAGAGAAACUCUCUGCUUCUAAUUGGGACGAUGUGGUUAUUGAUCGUCGCCUUUUACGCAACUUUGCUUCUGAGCAAAGCGAGUUACAUUCGUUACGAACCUAAUUACGCAACUUGCGCAGUUGCGCACAGAUUUAUGCAAACAUUGGUGGAAUUUGUCUUUGUUGUUCUAGCUUUCAUAGUUAUCGUUGUGAGCUACACUCUUGUCUUCAAUAGAAUACGAAGACAUCAUCUUUCGUUUGUUUCGUCUCUGGUCGGCCAACAACGGAAUUCGAGUAUCUCCGUAGAAGAAAUAAAAAUUUCCAAGCUUCUUUUCAUGACUGUGCUCGGAUUUGCCAUUUGUUGGAUGCCAAGUUUAGUAAUUAUCACAAUGGACCGUAUAUCACCCGACACCACCCCCCCAAGACGAAGGACUUUGCUCUGCACAUACCUCAACUAUCUAAGCGCGGCCUUAAACCCUCUAAUAUACGGCGUCAUGAAUCGUUCCUUCAGAGCAGAAUAUAAAAGGAUCCUUCUCUGUCGCAAGAACCAGAUUGACGUAGCUCAAAAUGGCACCAAAAGUCUUCGGACAUUUACAAACACUGCACGCGCAGCAGUGAUCUGGAAACGAGCCACAGAGAACAAGACGGAAACGGCAAAAGUCGCAUUCGCGUCGAACAACCAAAAUGACUGUAAGAAAACGUCACACGAAGAAAGAGAGGAUUCUCUCUUGCAGCGCUUACGAAGAUCUUCAGAUUGUUCAGGGGCGAUUUCGUUUUCGCAUAUUUCUCGUACUUCUACACCAACUUUAGAGUGACGAGUUUCAGUAGAAAAAAUAU